Molecule: messenger RNA, 22698 nt
Organism: Caenorhabditis auriculariae
Lineage: Eukaryota; Metazoa; Nematoda; Chromadorea; Rhabditida; Rhabditidae
Source: the annotation of a GenBank genome assembly
AUGGAGAUGUCCAGGCAGCUGGCCUCAUUUGAAUCUUACCGCCCGUCGGUCGGUCCGUCCGUCCCAACAGUCCCAGCCAGCCUCCUUCCGAUGACAUUAUCUCCCUUUCCUUCUCAUCCACUUCCCAACACCGCUUCCAUUGUACUUCCUUUCGAAAUCGUUCUUUUUUUCGUAUUUCGUGACACUUUUUUGACUUUUUAAGAAAGGUUUCAGAUUUUUGAAAGGAUCAAAUCGUAUCUUAAAAAAAAGAAAUUUUUUUUUAAAUUUUGAUAGUAUGAGCUUAUAUGAGUUAGAAACGGGAAAAAUUGAUCAAUUAUUUUUUUUUUGAAAAAAUUUAUUUUUGUUUGGUUUUUGUCACAAACAAAACUUUUGUGAUAUCAUACUCUAUUUCGACCAAACUUGUAAAAAAAUCUGAUUUUUCGCGAUUUUUUUGUUCUCUCUUCAUUUUUUUCUCGUAAUUUAUUAUUCCAGGAACUCCUCCGUGAGAGAAAAAAAGAGCGCAGAUAAGUAACAAAAAUAAAUUAUUCACGGCUGAACUUUUAUGAUUUUUUUGUUGAAAAAAAUAGCCAUUUUUUUCUCGGUUUUUUUGACCUUAUAAAAAUAUUCUCUCGUGUUUUUCCCUUAUUUUUUACGAAAUAUCCAGGGAGAAAAAAGAGAGCGCAGAUAGGUCAGAAACUUGCAACUUGCGGCUCAAUUUUCCAUGAUUUUUUGGAAAAAAAAAUUAUGAAAUUUCUUUUUUUUCGUGUUGAAAGGUUCAUUUUUCUAGUGCACAACCUUAUAAUAACAGGGAAAAACCUUUUUUUUACUUAAUUUCAAGCUAAUAUUAUCACUAAAGACCACAGAGAUCAUUAGAAAAAAAAAUAGUAAGCCGGAUAAUUUUCCCUCGGUCGAAAGGGCACAUUGGCUUGGCCUUGGACCGCUUCUUUUCUUUUUUUCUCUUCGAUUGUCCGAAUCAAAGUGGAACCAAUUUAUCAUUUAUCUCACUCGACAUGUCGGCGACUUUACUGGGUCACUUGUUUUUUGAGUCGGAAAUUUUGAUCAAUUUAUCAUUUUCACCUUGGAUUAAGGGUUAGAAUGCUUCGAAGGAAACGUUAAAAUUCGAAAAAAUGCAUUUUUUUUUCACGUUUUCCUGCUUUCAAAUUAACUAUUUUCAUCUAUUUUGGUCGAUUUUCUUUAAAAAAAACUGCUAGCUCUCCAGUUUUGCACGCUAUUUUGCUAAUCAAUCUAGAAACUUAUUUUGAAUUUUAGAAUGUUCUAUCAAUUUAUGAUUUUCCCCUUGGAUCAAGGAUCAGUAGCUUCAAAAGCAGCGAUUUUGAAUUUCGCGAAAAUUAUUUUGAACACGGUAUGUGCGAGAGCGCCGCAGUGCAUGCACACGACACAAUACACUUUACGCAAAAAAAUAUGGACAGGGCGUCGUCAAAAAAAGGCAGUGGUAGAAUUUAAAAAAAAAAGAUAUCCUUUUUUUCAAGUUUUUUCUAAACUAGCCAAUCAAAUUAGAUCAAAAAAUGAGGUUGAAAAAACUACAAUUCCAUAAAUAUUGUUGAAAAAAAAAAUAGGUUUUCAUCGUAUUUUUUUCAAAAAUUCCCAGCUCAAAAAAAUACAAAUUGUUGGCGGGCGCCUCCAAAUAAGGGAGAAAUGGCCCUCGACCCCGAAACUUUCGCCUUUUCGCCCGUCGGUUUACAAGUCUCAUUUCCUCCCACAAUUAUACUUUCUUACCUUUUCCGUCCGUCGGCCUCAUGUCAGGCUCAUGGGUAAUUUGCUAAUUUUCUGGUUCAUUUGAACCGAUCCCUCUCCUUUUUUUUGACCUAAAAUUUGAGCGCCUUUUUUCAAAAAAAUGUUCAAUCACACGCUUUCCGCCAAUUUUUUGGUUUUUUUUUCAACCAUCAAUUGCCUCGAUUUGGUUUUUUUCUUCUUUCAUUUUUUGACGUAUUUUACGCAAUGGACUAUAUUUUCGCAGCGGAAUCCAGAUUCCUGCCAAGUAUGUCUGGUUUUCCAGCAACUAGCCACGAGAAUUUUCUGUUUGGCGUUCGCGUUGCAAUUUUUGUUUCAUAGCCUCAAAAUUUUUUCCAUUGCGAACUACUUGAUUUUUCAACCACAAAAUUCUUAUUUCAUGUGUUAUUUAAUUUCUCUUUCACACGAAAGCUUGAACCUUUUAUGGGAAAGUACAGUAAAGCUUUUUUUUCGCAUUUUUUCAAAUCUUUGAUGACUUUUCUUGACUGAGAUCCGUCACGAACCCGUUGGUUCCCAUGAAAUCGCCGAAAAUCGCUUUCAGAAGCAAUGAAUCAUACUAAUAGGGGAGAAAAAAACUCUUUGCCUAUCUCCUGCUUGGAAUUUCACUCUUGUUUAGCAAAAAAAAUUAAUUUAAUCGUGAAAACGAUUUUUUUUUGAAAAAAAAACGGUAUCCGUGCAUUGUGUAAUUGUGAUUGCGUACAAGUUACAGUAACUUGAAAAAAAAAAUUUCUUUGUUUUUUUAAUGAAAAACUAUUAAUUUAGUUUUUUUUUUCCAGUUUUGACAGCUGUGAAAAAGGCGUUUGAUUUGAUUUCCAACUCGUGAAAAGCGGAACAGACUCACAAAGAGAGGUUUUUCGCGUGUAAAGAGCGCCGUGUGUUUAGAUCCGUAUCUGAUCCACUUUGUGACCUCCGGGGGCCGACGGUCGAAAUUCUUCUCCUAAUCGGCGCCAAAAAUCCGCAUCGCUUUUUUCAUACACUGAAUACUUCUUGCCACCUUUUUCAUUGCUUUUACAUUGUUAAUUUUGUUUUCUCGGGGAUUUCUCGGUCUUUUAAAGUAAUUUAUGUUUUAUUUUUUUAUUUUUUUAAAAUUUUUUUAGAGUCGCUUUUUUUACUUUGCCAAAGGUUUCAUUUUUCCCUUGUUAUUUGUUUUCUACUUUUUGAUGACAAUAAAAUAUAUCCCCUUUUGAACAUAUUUUGAAGGAGUUAUCAAUUUUUUCUAUAAAACAAUAUAAAUUAGCGCUUUAUAUUUUUUGCUCUACAUAUUUUACUUUUUCACUCUAGUCUAGUUUAUCUUCACGUAAUAUUUCUUAUCUCAUUCAAAACUUUGAAAAAAUGUCGUUUUUUUCCUCAAAAAUAUGUUUCUUCAUUGUUUUCCUCUUACUUUUGAGUGCUUUUUCGUCCAAACUAUUGAAAUUUUCUGCUUAUUUUUUCGAUUUUCUUGUUCUAUUUUGAAUCGGCUCCGAUUUCCCCGACAUAAUUUUCUUCAAUCGCCCCCAUCUCUUGCGUAACACUUUUCCUCCGAGGAUAACUGUCCUAGUUGAGGGAAAAAGUGUCAAAAACACGGUUUUCCGAGAACAAUUAGUCGAUUUUCAGAGAGAUCGGAGGAUCGGCGCCGACGGUGGGUGAAAAAUCCAAGAGAAUCAAGUAGAAGAAGGAGAAGACCGCCUUUUCGUGCCAGUCGGACCCGAAUUCCAUUGUUUUCCCUCCACCAAAUCUUCGCCAAAAAACUUCUUUUCGUUCUUGGAGUCAACUGAUUUCACUCAUCGGUAAUUUUUUUUGGGUAUUUUCUACUAAAUUUAAGCUCAUUUAACCAUAUUUUUUUGUUGUUUCAAUUCCUGGUUAACUUCUAUUUUUUUGACUCUUCGACGUUUCUAGAAGCUUCAAAGAUUAAAAAAAUUAAAAAAAUUUAAAGAUUUUCAAAAAAACUUUUUUUCAUUUCCUUUUGAUUUCUAAUAGAUAGUUUUACGUGUUAACUCAAGCCACGCUUAUCAAAAAUUUUUGAGAAAAAAAAAAUCAAUAAAAAAAAAUUUUUUUUUUCGAAACAAUUUUUUCAAUUUUUUUCGUCAUACGUUUUCUAAGUCUAGUUUCAUUUCAAAAAUCAUGAAAAAUAUUUCUCGAAACUGCAAAACACCGUGAAAAUGCAAAAUUUUUUUGAAAAAUUUCUUUUAGACGUGUUAUUAAGUAACGCUAAAGUUGAAUUAAAACUCCCUUUCGAAAAAAAUUUUUCUGAACUUUUAUGAAUUUAUUAACUCGUAUUUUCCUUUUCUGAUUUUUUUCUAGCCAUAGUGAGGGAUAAUUAAAUCUAAUAACACUAAUAUACCUUUUUUCAAUUAAAAGUUUUCAGUAAAAAAAAAAUUUUCCUAAUUUUUCGGGCUGAUGGUAAUGAUACUUGGUCCAUUUACUAUGAAAAUUCAAACAAAAUUUGAAAUUUUCAAGCAAAAAAGCUUAUGAAAGUUUUUCAUUUUCAGAGAAAAGCCGCAAGCUGGCGCCGUCGCGCAGCCACACGUGGACGAUGGGCGGCCGCGGGCUGCUGCUGCUGCUCGGACUCCUGGGAGGCGCUCGGGCCGUCGUCACGUGUCCCGAGCUCCCGGAAACGUGCUCCUGCAACACCAACAAAAACUUGUUGAGUGUCAGUUGCAACGGGGUCGGCAUCGCCAGAUUGGCUCAGGUGAUUUUGGAAGAAAAUCGAGAUUACAAAAAUAUUUUAUUAGUUUUCUGUAUUUCCUUCAUUUUAAAGAGACUGUUCGCUGUAUGAAAACAGAGAAACUUUAUUUUCAAACGUUAUAAUUUUGAAAAAGAAUGGAUUUUUCAAUGAGUCUCCUGUCUUUUUUUAAUCAUUUUAAAGUCCCUCCUGUCUUUUUUUAACCUUUUUUUCGGAAAAAUUUCAAAAAUAUUGUGAAAUUUUUGUCAAAUCCCGGUAUAAAGGAAAAAAAGGUAUUAUUUUAAAAAUAAAAAAAUAGAUAUGAAACCUGAAAACUUGGUAAUUUUUUUCUCAUGUAAAUUUGCAAAAUGAGUACUUUUUACCACUAGUUAAUAUUCAAAUUUGAGCUUAAAAAAAUAUAAUUAAUUUCUUCUUCAACAGAAAAAAAGUAUACGGCCCAUUUUUCUUCAAAAAAACUAUAAAAUGCUGAAAAAUGUCGUAUUUUUCCUGCGAAUUUUCGACCUCCUCCUAAAUUUCCCGACGCCUACAGUUUUAUGAUUUUUAGUGACCUUGGGAAGCGAGAAGAUAUCAUCGCGAACACCUGUUUAUAUUACCUUAAGCACAGUUUUGUUAUCGUUUUGUAGUUAGUUUAUUUUUUUGAAGAAAUAUGAAGUUUUGCGUGUUUUUUUGAACUGAUGAAAAAAAGUAAAACAAACAUUUUUGUUUGAAUUAUUUCAAAAAAAGGAGAAUUAGUAAGAAAAUGGAUUUUUUUAAUAGACUAUACGACUAUUAAAAAAAGUCUUACUUUUUGAAUUUUGGGGCUGUUUUUUUGAAAAAAAUAGUGGUGAUUUUUUUUUUUGAAGACUUUAAGGUUCAAAUCACAGAUUUUCCAAUAAAAUCAUCAUCCGUUGAUUUUUUUUUUCGGAACGUCUCCCACAUAAAAAAGUCGCAGGUCAAUAUUUUGAUUUUGAAAAUUUCAACCAAAAAGUGAUUUUUUGUUUUUGUUUUUUGGUCCUAUUAUGUUCACUCUGAAAUUCUCUAUCCGGUUCCGAAAAUAAUUUCAAAACUUCCACUCAAAAAUCGCAUAAAUCUAGAAAUCACGGCGUUUUUGUUAGUGGAAGAAAAAGCGAAACCAAAAACACGGUACGCAAUUUUCUGCUCGGAAGCGGCGCGGUGCAUGCACACUACACACGACACUUUACGGAGAAAAAGGGGCGUGGCGUCGUCGAAGAAACGUUGUGAAAUUUUUGUCUGGGAAGUUUCAAUGAACUUAAAAACGUUUUUGUCUUGAAAUCAGUUGAAAUAUAAUUUUUGCUUUCGAAACCCCUUUAAUUUUGAAAAAUGGGCAUAUUUCAGAGCCUCGGCACCCUGGACGUGGAAGAUCUGAAGAUAAACGGAUGCCACGAGCCGAAAAUCACGAGUCUUCCCUUCAAUGGCCUCCGCGUUUUGCAGAUUAGCAAUUGUAGCGUCGCUGAGAUUAGCUCCGAGGUGAUUUUCUACGGGGAGAAAAGAAAGAAAGUCGCUUUUGAGACCCCUUCCUCGGGAAAGCGAUUGAAUUGAACUUGUAUUGAUUAUUGCGAAAGCGAUCGGAAUGCGACACGGAAAUCGGCGUUGCCCUUUGCAAGUCGUAUGUGUGGCUGUUUGAAGUUUGAGUUCAAGGCCCCCGGAUUCGUUCUGAUAGGUUGAGUUGUUCAAUUAAGGGGGGGUCUUGAGAUUUCAAAAAUUACCGUAGAGAAUUCUUGAUUUAUUAGAGGUUGACUGUUAAGAGAAGAUACAAUUUGAAUAUAUAUUUCACUUGGAUACAUAUAAAAACUUGAGAUAAAGGUUCUAGAAUGAAAUAUGGCAUAAGUGUUAAUAUUUAGGCGGACAAAAUAUACAUUUAGUUUCUUUUGUGAGUUACUUUUCCAUUUUGAGAUUUUCAAGGCCCUCGUUCUGAUAGGUUGGGCUGUUAAACUGGAAACGUAGCCAAGGAGGGGUCUUGAGCAAUUUUGAAGACUUUGGUAAGGAAAAUCGAUCAUUCAACUCCUUUAAUUCUUAACUGUGUUGACUAUUUGGUGCAGAUCAAAUUGUAAGGUUGAAUUUUCAAAGAUUGACUUCAAAGGGGUACAUAAAUCAACAUGAGAAAAAGUUUUUAUGAUGAAAGAUGGAAUAAGUGUUAAGUUUGAGGUGGCAAAAGAUAGAUUUAGUUUCUUUUGUGAGUUAUUUUUGAGAUUUUCAAGCCAAGUUAUAUUUUCAAGGCCUUGGGAUUCGUUCUGAUAGGUUGUUCAACUGGAAAAAUAGCCAAGGGAGGGGUUUGAGUAAUUUUGAAAAUUUCUGUAGAUGAUCCUUGAUUUUUUCUGAGAUUGGCUGUGGAGUGUUGCUUAAAUUUGAAUAUUUAGUUCAGUCGGAUUCAUAGAAAAAGGGUUUAUGAUGAAAUAUGGCACAAGUGUUGAGAUUGAGCUGGACAAAAGAUAGAUUCAGUUACUUUUGUGAGUUAUUUUUCCAUUUUGAGAUUUUCAGGCCAAAUUAUAUUUUUAAGGCCCCCGGAUUCGUUCUGAUAGGUUGAGUUGUUCAACUGGAAAAGUGGUAAGGAGGGGUCUUGAGUAGUUUUUAAGACUUUGGUAAGGAAAAUCGAUCUUCAAACUCCUUUAAUUCUUAACUUGGUUGACUGUUUGAGACAUAUGAAAUUUUAAGGUUGAACGGCAACGAAAUGCAUUUGAAACGAAUAAGUUUACUAAAGGAGUUUGGCCGGGCUUGAGUGAUUCUGAGAAUAUUAGUAAGGAUUCAAUUAUUCUCUGAUUUCCUGUUAAAAGAAGCUCAAGUUUAAAAGUCCCAUGACAGAAAUAUAGCAUAAGUAUUGAGGUGGCUAAGUUUCAAGCUAAGUUAUAUUUUUAAGGCCUUCGGAAUCGUUCUGAUAGGCUGGGUUUUUCAACUGGAAAAGUACUAAAAGUGGGGUAUUGAGUGAUUUUGAGUUUGUAGUAUGGAAUUCUUCAUACAAUUUUGAUUGGCUGUCGAGUGAAGUUCCAAUUUGAAGGUUCUAUGAUGGAAUAUAGAAUUAGUGUUGAAAUUCAGGGACAAAAGUGGUACAGAUGAUAGAUUUUGGUAUUUCUGUGAGCAUUUUUUCAUGUUAGAGUUUUUUAAAGCUUUGAUAUAGAGCUUUUAAAGUGGGGCGGGUAUUUUUUUAAGUACAAUUAUUAUUAUUUAAGUUUUGAAUUAUCAUAAAUUCAAUGGAUUAGUCAAAUUUUCAAGAACUCGUUUUGGCGCGAUUAGCAAGGCAGUAUGGGAAAACAGGAGAGGAUACAGAAAUUACAGAGUUUCUCGUCAUAAUUUGGCAAGGAAUAGUGUUGUUUAUGCGCGAGUAGUUAUACUUUUAUGGCUUUUGAAAAUAUUAAGACUACUUGGGAAUUCCAGAGUGGUCCCUAUAGGUGUUAGGGGGACGAACAGCCCCUAUAGAGACCGAUUAAGUGAUCCGUAUAGGACUUCAAUCAAUAAACGCUUAACUAACUGAAACACCUAUAGGGGGCAUCUUUUGUAACCUUUAUUGCUCCUUUAGGGGUUGUUAAAGUGGUCCCUAGAGGGGACCCUCCAAGGGCCCCUUUAGGGACCACUCUGGAGCUCCUUAGGAGGGUUUUUAUUUUUCCGAAUUAGCUAUGAACUUUGUUCCUUUUGAGAAUUUCAUCUUUCCAAAAAUCGAUAAUCCAGAAAAAGUGACGUCAUUUCCGCUGUUAAACUCGUUUUUUCUCCGAUUCCCGAACAUGCUUCUCGAUCCGAAUAUCUUUUUUCCGAGGAAUUUGCGUCGAUUGAGUCAUGAUCUGUUGGCAAUCACGGGUCGGGGGGCCAAUUUGAUGGGAGAAACGGCCGACGGCGUGGUUUUUCGGUAACUGGGUCAGUGUGCUGAAAGUGAGCGGCCGCCGAUUCGUACAGCUCUCUGACUUUUUCGCACGUGGUCACUCCAAAGGGAAAGUCUGCCGCCCCUUUUUUAGGGUGCGAGCGAAAACGAGAUUGCAACUGGAAAUCGCCGGGAUUUUUCUUUCUUUUGAGAGGGAAUCGAAGUUUGGAUGAUCUGGAAGGGGUGUGGAAACAAGAUUAUAGCUUACUAGAGACAAUAAAAGUCAUUAGUUUGCUUCUAGAAUCUUAGAUUUUGAUUCAUAGUUUCAGGUUCUUUUGAGGAAAAGCUGAAAAAUCGCUCCUUUUGAAGGAAAAAUUUGAGCUUUUUUUGUCUGUUUUCAUACUGAAAAGGUUCCAAAAGACUCUUUGAAUCUAUCAUAAGUGCUCAAAUAUUUGAAAGAAAGGUCGUUUUUUUCAAAAGAAAAUCUUGGAAGUUGGUCAGGAUAUCUCUUGAUGCAACAGAUCAAGUUUCUGUAAUUCUUAACCUGAUAAAUUUCCUAGUUUAUGAAAAAAAUAAAGGCUCAAGGUCUGAGACUUUUUUUUUUGACGUUUCUGAUGGUUUUCUUGGAUGUUCAAUUUCAAUUUGUUUAUUUUUUUUUCGCAACAUCGGGAUGGUAUGGUGAUGUUGCAGGGAGGGAAAAAGACCACUAGGUGGAUUAACUAACCCCACCUGUGAAGAAAAAAGUUUUUUGUGUAAGAAAAGAAACAUAGAACCAUAAUAAGUAGAUAUUUAAAACCAAGUUGAUCAUGGCACAAAUCUGUGAACACUUGAAAGAAUAUGCUCGACGCCAACAUCUUCUGCAUACACUAAAAAAACAUGUCCUUAAAUUUUUUUUCUUGUCUUCCUCUGCCAAUAAUUCAUGUUCAAUGUCAUUCCAAACAUUAGUAAUGCGAUGUGAUAAGAAAUUGAAGAAAACCAGUGAAGGUUUCUGUUUUUUUAUUAAUUUAAAACCAUUUCCUCUGAGCUGACUGGGACGGUCAAAGAUGUUAUGUACCUGGAUGGGAGAGUCUGACCAGCACUUAUUAUGCAAAAAAACUGAUGUGAUAAUACCAGAUCCUUAACUAAACGCCUAAACCAAAGAGGUUGAAGACCUAAAAAGUUUUAACCGUUCAUUAUAUUCCAUUCUUGGGGAAAGGCGCUUCGUGAAACGCCUCUGGACCGAUUCUAAUCGAUCAAUAUCUGACUUUGUCAAUGGACACAUUAGUUCCGAACCAUACUCUAGAAUGGGAAGUACCUUGGCCUUAUAGCAUGUCAAGAAGUUUUUGUUUCGAGAAGCUAAAACAGCGGAAUAGGUUGUUUAUAAUACGCAUAGUUUUUUUGACGAUAACUUCAAUAUUAUUAUGCAUUUUGAGGUUAGAUGAAAAAAAUAACUCUGAGAUCUUUCACACAAUCCUCGUUAUUCACUGUUGUACCAUUAAGCUCGUAACUCGCAACACUUCGAACUCGUUUACCAUAACUAACAUGGAGACUUUUUAUUUGCUGAAAGUAUGAGUUGUCUAUCUGCAAGAAAAUUUUCAAUGGAAUGGAGAUCCUCUUGUAGCUUGUUUUGAUAUCCUGGAACAGAACUGCUAAUCAUUACUUUACAAUCAUCCGCGUAAAUCAACAGUUUACUAUAUUUAAGUGCUUUUAUCCAAAUCGUUAAUGUAAACAAGAAACAUUAAAGGACCUAAACAGCUUCCCUGUGGAACCCCAGAAAUGACUUCAAUAUCUCCCGAAAAAUUUAUCAUUUACUUUUUACUUUUUUUGAGUCCUGUUAGUCAAAUAAGCUCUAAUCCAGUUACCAAGUUUUCCUUUACAUCCGUAGGCUUCAAGUAUGGUUAAAAAGUCUACGGUGACUGACUGUGUCAAAAAGCCUUUGAUAUAUCCAAGUAAAUACAGUCAACAUUGUUUUUAUUGUAAACUUCUUCAAAAAUAUAUCUUUGUUUUUCCAGUAACUGAGUUAUUGCACUCCGAUUGUUCAAAAAUCCGAACUGAGUUUUAGAAAAAAUUUUGCUACGCCAAAGAUGAUUUCUUAAAGCUCUCACUACAAUUGAUUCGAAAAUUCGGCAUGGCACACAGGUUAAAGAGACGGGCCUAUAAUUUUCAGCGGCGGAAGGGUUUCCUUUUUUGAAUACUGGAGAAACAAUAGAUUUUUUCCAAAGAAGAGGUAACGAGGAGCUAUCUAAUGACUUUCUGAAAAUCAUUGAGAGCGGGCGCGCUAAAGGAACUGCUAAUUUUUUACAUAAUUUACUCGAAAGUCCGUCUGGGCCUGAAGAGCUUAAACUUUUUAGAUUUUUCAUACAUUUAUAAACCACAUGUUCAUCUACGCAAACGUCCUCCAAAACUGUACUAGUAACCGAAGGGACGCUGAAAUUUUUAUUGUCAUCAAUACGGUAGACCGAACUGAAAUAUGAAUUAAAAAUGGUCGCGAUCUCCUCACUUUUUUGAAUGGAGCGACCUUCGAAACAUAGAGAUUUUGGCUGCAUAGAAACAGUGGUUUUCCUCUUAACAUAAGACCAAAAUGCUUUACUGUUUUUAGAUCCGUUUAGUACUCGUUCUUCUUCUGAAACUUUGUAGUUUUGGACGCUGGUCUUAUACAAUUUAAGGAUCUGCCUAUAUUUUUGCUCUUUUUGUGGAGACGAGGAUUUUUUAAAAUCAAUAUAGCAUCUUUCGACUUUUCUUCUCAUUCUUAUAUGUUGAACUGUUUUUCCUCAAAAAGUAGCAUUUCGUGAAGAUCUGAAGAGUUAAUUGUGGUAAAUCAAACAUUUUUUUAUAGCUAUUUCUUAGGAAAAAUCCCAAUUACAAAGCAAGAUACAAAUAAUAAAUAAUAAAAAUCAUUUAUUUUGUUGUUUUAGUCAUAGAUGUAAUCGACUAGGCGGUGAACAAGAACUUUCAAAGCUAUAACGAACAACCGCCUUUGGCGAACUAGAAGUCCAAACGUGUAGUCGAAAGAGUCGAAAGCUUGGUCUUACGGUCCUUCGCCUCGUCCUUCUGCGCGUAGUCCAUCCAGUUGCGUCUUGACGAGCUCAGAAUGUAGUGGGUGGUGUAGCUGGAGCCCGGAGACCGUGCUCUAGGUGGAAGCCUCGGAAUGAGAGCUACCACUUUGAGUGAAGAUUUUACACGGAAAGAUUUUACACGGAAUUCCUUUUUAAUCCAUUAUUCAAUUUUGUAUCAUAGAUUAAGGGGAAAAAUAUCGUAAACGAUCUUGAAAUGAAGUCACUGAGGCUCUGUAACGUUCACGUUGUUUUAAUAUUCGACAGCACACAUUUCUACACUUUUAUAAUCCUAUUCAUUUCAAUAAUUUCGAGCGAAAACAAGAAUGAGUCGGCCGAAGAAAUGAUCGACUUUCGUCAUUCCAUACCCGGUUUAGAAGCUUCUUGAGCAAUGUCCGCUCUCGCUCACCCAAAACGAGAAACUUUCCAUCCUUUUUUGGAAACUUUUUCAAAAGAACUCGUGAAGAGUCAGAAUGGUGGGAAGUGCAAAAAAAAAAAAGAUGCACACAGAGCGGGGUGGACUGCUCUUCAAUUUUUGGGAUCCCCUCGAGAGAGCGGGAUAAAAAGUCCAAGGGCUCCUGGAAGGGUUUUAGCAAUGCUUUAGUGGUCACUUUAUCUGUUUUUCCAACGGGAAAUUGCUUUAAGUGUAAAGAAACUAUGAUAAAAAUUCAGUAGCCACUUAAGAGGUCCUUUAAGGGCUAUUUGGGGAGGACACUAAAGUGGCCACUGAAACUAGUUCUAAAGAAGGCGCUAUUUUGCGUCUUAGUGGUCAUUAUAGUAGUUUUAGUGGUCUAGUAGUAGAGCUCAGACUUCUGAAGUGGUCACUAGUUUUCAGCCACUUGAGGGGCUUCCAAUUUUACCGCUAUAGUGGCCACUAAACUUUCAAAGAGGCUACUUAUUUCUAUAAAAUCUUAAGUGGUCACUAAUUGGACUACUAUAGCGGCCUCUAAAACGUCAAAACCCUUAAAUGACCACUAAAAAUUUUCCCAGAAGCACCAUUUUUAAAAAAAUUUCAAGAACCUAUUCUUUAUUAGGCUUGGAAGAGAUUCGAACGGACCUUAGAGCAGCUGGACCUGAGCGGAAACCGGCUUAAGUCGGUCCCACAGUUUGGCAAUUUCCCCAACCUGGCCGCUUUGAAUUUGAACGAAAAUCAGGUGCGUUUUUGCAUCAAUUUACAUUGUAAAGCUGAUUCAAAACUCAUUUGGGACUAGGAAAAUAUUAAAUUUUAGAUUUCAAACGUCAGCGAGAAAUCGUUUGCCAACAUGAAGUCGUUGACUCAGCUCCGUAUCGAGAAUAAUCACGUCUGCGAGUUGCCGCCGUUCGUUUUUUUGGGUUCUAAAAAAAAAUUUUAAUCAAAAAAAAAAGAGAAAAACAUUUUUUAAACGGAGUAGACAGCAUUAAGAAGCCUAGAAAUUUUUUUAAAAAAUUUUAAAGGUUCAGUAGAUUUUUCUAACGCACUUUAGUCACGGAAAAAGUCAUUUUUUAGGCUUUAAAAAUAAAAUUGAACCAAAAAAACAUGAGUAAAAGUUUUUGCGAUCGUAAAACUCAUAGUAAAAUAGGAUCAAUAAUGAGUUUUGAAGCAAAAAAAGCCUUUGAAAGUAUUUUUAAAGCAUUUGUAUUAGAGUUCUCAAAAGUAAAUGUUUGAACGAACGUUCAACCAAACAUUUUCUGAACGUUUGAUGAAUUCGACCAAUUAGUUAAAUUUCACAUGAACCGUUUGUUAAAAAAAUUUCUUUUUUUGGUUAAAUUUCAUAACUGAGCAUAAAAAAAUGAACAAUUACUUAUUUUUUUCGAAAAAAAUUUUGGUUAAAAAAAUGAACAUUUAAAUUUGAUUUUUGAAAUUUUUUUGGUCAAAGAAGUAAACAUUUAAAAAUUUAUUUCGAAAUUUUGGUCAAAAAAAUGAACAUUUAAAGUUCAUUUUGAAAAAUGUUGGUCAAAAAAAUGAACAUUUAUAGUUCACUUUGAAAAAUUUUGGUCAGAAAAAAAUAAACAUUUAAAGCUCACUUUGAAAAAUUUUGGUCAAAAAAAGUGACCAAUUACUUUUCACUUUGAAAAAAAUUUGGUCAUUAGGACGAACAUUUAUUUACUAGUCAGAAUAUGAUUGUUUAGAAAAAUGACCAUUUAUUUUUUUCAGUCAUUAUUUGAAAAAGUCAAAAAAAUGAAAAAGAAUGAAAGUGAUCAAUUUUUGGUUGAUGUUUCAAAAAAACGACAUUCGUUUGAAAUGUCAAAAAAAGAAAAAUUUUUUUCGUUUUUUUGAAGAAUAUCAUUUUUUUCAAUUGGUCAUUUUGAGAACUCUAAUUUGUAUGGUUUUUUCAACUGUAAAGUCAUUUUUUUAAGGAUCUGAAGUGUUCAGAACUACAAAGCCGAAAAAAAUUUUUUUAAUUUUUUUAAAGUACCUUUAAAAAGUGGAUUUUGCCUGAAGAAAUAACAGAAUUUCUAUAAUCUUUUGUCCAAGUUGGAGAGUUCAGAAAAACGCUCGACUCGGUCAAAGGCUCCCUGGUGCUUCUCGACUUGAGCAGCAACUUUCUGACGGCGAUCCCAGCCCAAAUCCUGAGAAAUGCUGCCCGAUUGAUGUACUUGGACCUGUCGAGUAACGUUAUCGAGGAGGUAAAAAAAAAGUUCAAAGUGGGGCGUGAACUCGGAUAAGGCUUGAAAUUCGCUAUGAAUUAAUUUUUUUCGACUCUUUCUGGUUUAAUGAGGUUUUAUAGGAAGAUUCGGCUAGGGCAGAAAAUAUUUCAGUGUAAAAAGACAAAAGGAAGUCAUUUUCGGGUUUUAUUUAUCACUUUAUUUCAUACUGUCUCAGAACCAAAAGCAAAAUAAGUGUACGAAGUUUAAAAACGUCCCCUGUUCAGCAGAAAAAAAAUCAUGAUAUUUUAUCUGAUCAUACAUGGGAUAGUUUCGGUGGGACCUGAAAAAGGGGAGGAGACUUGGCGAACCGCAAAAAAAAAAUGUUCAGGAUGCGCGCUUGACGGCGUUUCCGAUCUCUUAAAAAAUUUUGAAAAUCCAUUUCAUAGAGUUUAAUUGAUUAAAAUAAGCAAUCUUGGCUGUCGCCAGUCAUGCUCAUCUCAUGUAUGUUUACAAUCCAUGAGGCUAGUUUAGUUAUUUUUGAUUCCUUCUUCUUUUCUGAUUCUGAAACAAUAUGAGCACAGUUAAUAUCAGUAAAAUGAAGAUAAUCAACUUGUUCGCAUAAAAUUUUAAGAUCCCAGUGAUUUGUUAGAACUGGGUAACUUGGUCUUCUUCUUCUUCUUCCUACGAUUUUGUACCGCUUGAGCGGCGUCGGCGCCCCAAGUCGAUUAGCCGAGGUCCUAUACCAGGGAUAAUAGGUGGACUGGCUCGGGUGACCUAUCCGCCUAAAUUUCUUAAACCCCUUGUUUGGGUCGAGACGGGGAACGAACUUGAGACCCUGUGGACCGUAGACCGGCACGCAACCUGUUGCGCUACAGCGCACCUCAACAGGAUAACUUGGUUAAACCAGAAAACCAUAUUUCUUAUCGUAGAAACCGAAAAAAUAGAUAAUUUCCAGAUCAACAACUUUGAACUGAUGAACCUUGCGGCCCUGCGGGAACUCCGUCUGAACAACAACACCCUGAGAAGAGUCCAUCCGAUGGCCUUCAUGAACGUCCCCCAACUUCAGUAUCUGUACCUCCAUGAGAAUCUCAUCUCCACCCUGGACGGGAAUCGUCUGCAGGCCUUUAAAAGGCUGGAAAUUCUCGACGUCAGCAAUAAUAUGCUCCAAUCGGUGAGAUCAUUGCUGGGAAAUGGGAAAAGGGCUGUUAAAGGUGUCACCAAGAAAAUUUCCUUUUAAAGCGUAUAAUCGCUUAAUAUUUUGAUUGUCACCUUACAAGGUAGGUCAUUGAACUUUGAAAAUUCCUGAAAAUCGGCUAGAAUACUUCUUUAUGUACCAGAAAAAGAUACUGAAAGUCUCAACUUUCACGACUACCUAUAUUUGGAGAAAUAAGGGCUCAAAGCCCGAAAACAACUUUUUUUGAUGGAUGAUGAAGGUUUCUAUCGACUUUCAAGAAAGUGUUAAAAAAAUACAAAAUAGGUCAUUUUUUGAGUUUCAGAAUAUCCACUUGAAACUCGACGAAACUGUGUAAAUUUUCUAGGAUUUUCGAGAAUUUUACAAUUUUUGGUAAUUUUCACAUGUUCUCACAUGUAUUCGGAGACGUUACUGAAAGUCUCCACCUGUGCAAAAUUUUUUUAGUUUUUUUAAGGAAAAAAUCUCGAAAAACCGUAUAACUUGAAACUGAAUCAAUAAUUUGUUAAAUUAGAUCUUUUUCAGAAAAAAAGGAUUGUACUUAAUAGGACUCUUUCGAAACUUAUACAAUAAAAGAAGAGAGUUUAGGGAAUUUCCAGUAUUUUUUAAAACAAAAUUUACAAUUUAAAAUUAAACUGAAAUAGAAAUAGAAAAAUGGUGCGAAAAUUGCAGGAUGAAAAUGUCGUGAAAUUUGCUUUUUUUUUCCUGGAAAAAAUUUGUUUUUACCAAAGGAAUCUUUUGGAAACUUAUCUGACUAGUAAGGAAUCGGAGCUUUCCGGAAAUCUACAAGAAAUCUUGGAAAUGAAAACCGGAAUUUGAAUACUAAACAAACUCAAGUAGAAGAGUGACGACUAGGGACAUUUUUGGCAAAAAUUGUGACACAAAAGCAAAAAAGUUCAUUUUUCCAGUUGCCAUCCCUGAAAGACCUGCCCAACCUGAAGCAAGUCCGGAUGGACGGCAAUCUGAUUGAAAAAAUCGAGACGCUCGCCUUUUCCAACAACCCAAAGUUGCAGUUGAUCACGUUGCAGGUGAAAAAAAAACCUGAUGAAUUCAAAAUUGAAUCUUUUUGUUCAGAACAACAACAUUUACCAAAUCUCGAGAAACAGCUUCGAUUCGUUGGAUCAGUUGGUGGUUCUGCUGCUCGGGAAUAAUACGAUCCCGAAAAUUGGUUUGUUUUUCGAAGAUUUGGAGAGUUGGAGAAGGGAAUCUAGAUCCUAAUUUGAAUAAUGAAGUUGAAGAAUCAUUAAAUUUUUGGGUUUUAAGUGAUUUUCGAGUUACAAUUUUUGACAUAAGGUCUUUUUUCCAGCUUUUUUUGGUCAUACUCAAAGGAUUUUUAGAAAAAGAGGGGCUCAGAGAAAAAACCAGUUUUUCAGUCAAGUCUGACGUAAUUUUAGACCAGAAAAUUUUUUUUCUGCUCAAAAAUAUAUACGAAAAAUUCUUACUUGAUCAAAAAAUUUUCUGAAGCCUUCUGUAGUCGAAAUUACUGAUAUUUACACCACUCUGGUAGAAUUCCAGUUUGCAGAAAAAAAAAACGCAGCUCAUAGAGUUUUAAGAAGAUUAGGCUUUAUAGAAGUUGGGAGAAAGUUGUGAGCAAAAAAUUUUUUUUUUAAUUUUUUGAAGGUACUUUAAUUUGAAUUAAACAUAAUAAACAAUCUUUUAGAACGCGGAAUGUUGGACGGGAUGCGCAAUCUGCAGCAGCUCAGCGUUCGGAACAACUCCCUGACGUCGCUCGACAAAUAUUCGUUCCCUUCCCUGCCCCAUCUGACCACCUUGGACUUGGCCCACAAUAAGAUUAGCGAUAUUCAAGAGGUGAUUAUCGGGAAAGUCCAGGCCUAAAAAAAACUCUAAAAAAAGUUCCGAACCUCAAAAUGAAGCUCCUGAUAAGACUAGUUGCAAUUUAUGCAGAUUUUCCAGCUAAUUUCGAAUUUGAGCAAAGAAAGGCUAUUAACAAAGGAAUAAUUUUUCUUUAAGACGUUGUAAUGUAAAGAAGCCCAUAAAAAUACCCAAAGGAAUCUCAAAAAAUGAUUUGAUUUUCCAGGGAACUUUCGAAAAGCAGUCGAAACUUUUCUGGUUGGACCUGUCGAACAACAACCUCGCCGGGUUCAAGAAAGACGUCUUCCAGAAGAAAAUUUCCAAUAUUCUGCUCAAUGGUAAAUUUCUUUAGAAUUUAUGUUGCUUAUGCUUAUGCAUAUUUAUUUGACUAUUGAACUUGCGAAUGUCGCGAAGGAUGGUUGAACGCGGUCAUGAAAAAGGAUUCCCGUUUUUCUUUUGUUUUGGAGUUUCUCAAGGUCGGGCGCAGCUGGGACUUGAGAAAAAAGAAAGUUUUCCCAAAAACGCAGCGCGGCCGCAACGCGUUUAGCCAUGCCGAUUGCGACCAUGACUAUUUUUUUUUUGAACCUUAUCAAAGUUUUUCACAGGUAACUCGCUUAUCUGCGACGAAAGUUCUCAAAGCAUACUUUGAAAAUGUAAAUUUCAAGAAACGCCAAAAACGCAACGCGCUCAGCCAUUCCAAAUGCGACCACGACAAUUUCUUUGAACCUUACGAAUCUUCUUUUCACAGGCAACUCGUUGAUUUGCGACGAAAAUUCUCAAAGAAACGUUGAAAAGGUCAAUUUCAAGAAGCGCCAAAAACUCAGCGCGACCCAACGCGUUGAGCCAUUCCAAAUGCGACCACGACUUAUUUUUUUUUUUGAACUUUACGAAUCCUUUUCUCUACAGGCAACUCGCUGAUCUGCGACGAAAGUUUCGAUGAAGUCCUCACCUACCUUGUCACUAACAGAGUACGAACAUUUUUGCCAUUCCAACCCGAAAUUUCCUGCGCCGGUCCGGAAAAAUACGCUGGUGUUAGGUAUUGAAGACGAAGUUGUAUUGAUUUUUCCGAAAAUUUUGAAGACUGAAAGACUUGAUGAUGAAGAAGGCGAACGAAACGUUGAGCCAGGGAAUCCGGACGAUUGGACUGGAUCCUGGAAAUAAGUGGGGGAGAAUUUGAGUUCAAAAGUGAUUGAAUUAAAUUUUCCAGGUCGAUCUUGUCGUCGUUUUUGCCGUCGCUCGGGCCUUUGGGAGGCCCGCAAGGCCUUGAUGCUGGCCUGCCUUUCUUGAGAACUAUCACUGGGGUAAGCGGAAAAAUAGUGUUACGGCUUAUGCUAAGGGGCGUGGCCUGUCUGGGCUCUCCACCAACCAGGCACUAUCUCUUUUUCUAUCGUGUCAGGAUCCUUUUUUUAGAUGGGACAAGCCAGCCGUGUAAAAGAUAUAGAAUAAUGAGCUUGAUUGUAGUUCUGGUACUUAUAAGUACACUGGAAUAAUUUGUCAAGAAGAUUUUUGAAUUUUUUGAAAGUUAUGUUGAUUGGUAGCUUUUGGAUAGUUGUUUUAGUGGUAUUGAAAUUUUUUUAUCAAGAUGGAAGAAAAAUAAAAAAUUGUAAAAAUUUAAAAUCAGCUGGAAAUAAAAGUGUUAGGUUAAUAAAAAACUUUGGAUGCUUUUGUGACAUUUUUCAUCGGAAAGUUCUAUUUUUUGGACAUUAUGGCUCAUUUUUUAAUCCUCCCAUACGAUUGGUUUCUUCAAAAUCUUAAAAAGAAGAAUAUGCGCUUAUAAAAUUUUUCAAAACUGUGAAAUUGCCGGAUAAAUUAUUCAAAAAUGAUGGUGAAAAGGCUUGGACGACGGAGAAAAAAGUUGCAUUUGUUUGGUAUUUUUCCUACCGUAACCCUAAAAAGUGGCGGAGCCUCUCAAAAACCUAUAAAAUUUUCAGGACCUUGUUUAGUUAUUGUGACCACAAUGUGAGAUCAGAAAUUUUUCUAUCAACGAUUUAUUACGUUUCUGUGAGAAGUUUUAAAAAGGAUUCAAAUUUUGAAGAAGCAUAGGUUUUUUAAAAGAUUCAUACUCCCUCUACUGAUAAAUUGGAGCAAAAAAAAACUCACACACGUCUAAAACUCUUCGUUUUGCUAUACUUUUUCGACAGUUAUCAAAAAUUUUGACCCAUGUUAACGACAAAGGAACAUUACCGACUUUCCUGCAAAUUCGAGAAUUAAUAAAAUUCUUUUUCAGUCGAUCCCGGCCCUGCAGAACAUCCCAGGCCUCGGCGGCAACGUUCCAGUCGGCCAGACCCGCGGCGCUCAGAUGCUGCCCAACAAGAACCUGAACGAGGCGAUCGAGCAGUUCACGGCUCCCCUGGUCCGAUUCGCGACCGGCGGUCAGCCGGUUCCGGAGGACAUUGAGCAGCUGAUCAAGUCGAUCCCCAACUUCAUCGUCAAUGUCCCCGGCGUCGGAGACAUCGACCUGAACAAGGUCGGAGAAGACUAGAUCUUUCUCUUUUGAGUGGGGUUUGGUCGAAACUUUCGGGUUAGGAGGAGCUAGAGGACAUUACUUCAAGGAAUUGAAACUUACUGGGGAAAUCUUUAGUGGCCACUUAAGAGGCUCCUUAAGGACUACUUGGAUAGGAUACUCAAGUGGCCACUUCAACUAUUUCCAUAGAAACCAUUACUUUUCGAAAUGGCCACUAUAGCAGUUUUAGUUAUCUAGAAAAGCCACUCAGACUUCUAAAGAGGCCACUAAUUUUUAGCCACUUGAGUGGCCACUAAAGCUUCAAAACCCUAAAUUGGUCACUUAAAAUUUCUACAUUAUAUUUGAACUCCAUAAGGUAUCAAGAAAGAACCUGAAAUAGGAUAAUGAAUAACUAAAAUAAACAAAAAAAAAAAGCUUAAAAAACACUCAGAAAUCUCGGUGUCGCAGGCCGGACCUUUCUAGGGACCACUUAGGAGUUCUAACGCCGCUCAAGUGACCACUGGAAAUGCUCAGAAACUUUUGGCACGUGUCCAGUUUGCGUUACCGACAUCUGGAAAAAUGAUCAUUUCUAGAAACACCUCCCGAAAAAUCUAGAACUUGAACCUAAGACGAAUAGUUCAGAUGGACCCGGCGAUGAUCUCCUACGUGCUGAAGGGUGGCCAGGUUCCCGGAAUCGACAAGUCCACCAUGGACACGAUCAUCAAGCAGGCCAUGCAGAAGAUGCACACCGCCGCCGCCGCUUCCCUGCAGGGAAAACCCGUCGCCGACGAGUCCAAGGUGUCUUUUUUGACCUUUUUCUGGAAAAUUAGGUUUUUCCUAGCACCAUAGGGUUUUGUCGAAACUUGAAAAAAGCUGGUUAGGCUUGUCUUCAUCGGAAGUUUCAGUACAAAUUUUUUCAAAAAUCAAAAAAAUUCCAUUUUCAUUUCAACCUGUACCCUAUCAGCUAUCAUUUCCUUGGAGACAAUUUUUUUUUGAUUUUUUCCAAUCCAUGAAAUUCAGCACCUCCCACCCCUGUCAAGCCUCCCAUCGGAGCUCGUGACCCAGGUCAUUUCCGGCGAACCUCUUCCCGGCCUCGACUCGGAUCAAACUAAAAUCAUCAUGGUUUCCCUCUUCAACUGACUAGAUUCAUUGAAUUGUCCUUCCAGGAGUACUACACUCGACAGAUGCCGACGAUGAACGACACCCACGUCGUCGUCGCCGCGCCAAACGCGACCAGGCCUUCGAACGGCUUCGUCUUCUCGCCGGAGAUGUUCGACCUGCUGAAGAUCCUGCCGCCCGGCUACAACUUGAGCAAGAUCCCUAUGGAGGUGAUUGGAGCGGACUUUUCUGGGGUCCAAAAUGAACUGGGGAUCGAUACAAAUUUCGUGAAGAUCUUGGAAAUUAAUCCGAAUUAUUAUUUGUCCUAGAACAUUCAUUGAAACCAAUAGGCUUACUAGGGAACUAUUUCAUAUUUUUUUUUUAAAAGUUUUUCCAAGCAUUCCAGUAAGGUUUUUAACAGAGUUUGAGGAAUUUUAAACCGGAUUCUAUGAUAGGUUACUGAAAAUUCGACUUGAAAAGGUUUUUUUCCCCGCAAGGCUAGAAAAUAAUUUUUACGUUUUUUAUCAAGUACAGCCCAGCGCAAAUUUGCCUUUUUUUCUAUUUUCAAAAGUUUAAACGGAAUAUUGAUCAAUGAUUCAGUUGAAUUUUAAUAAAAUUAACUUUGAAUCGGAAAAAGGGGGCCUGGCCUAGAACUUCUUCGAAAAAGUUCUUAAUUGAAGUUUUGAAUAAAAAUUUUAUAUCUUUUUGAAAUUCUAAGUUUUCCUCGGAGACCCCUUGAGCGUCAGAUUUUCAAGCUUCUGAGCCUUAUUUUAAAUUUGAGGUGGAUGAGUGAAGAUUUCGGUUUAUUCAGUACAACAAUCAGCGGAAAAGGGCUUCUAGACCUUACUGAUCCAUUUUUCCCCCAGGUGGUCAAUGCUGUGACCCGUGGCGAAGUGCCAGACAUGCGCCUGCUUCCGGAAGACUUGCUCGAGUAUUUCAAGGGACACACUAGUACACUAGCUUCCAUGUUCGCCAGAGCUAAAGGGGUGAGUUUUGGGGAAGAGUGUGGAAAGGAAGUUUCGAAGAAUUUUAAGAAAAUUGUUGAAAAUUCUAAUUUUUGUUAGUUUUUCCUCUUUAAAAGAUGAUUUUUUUCAGUUCCUGGUUGAAAUUUUGGUGAAACUAAGCCGGAGUGUACUCUAGGACCUCCUCAUUUUAGAAAAAACGAAAAUUUAUCCUGAUUUCUCAAAUCUUGAAUGUCAAGCAGUUGACUCCGCCCCCCAAGGUUACAGUACCUUUUCGUGACGAUCAUUUUUGAGAAUCCUUCAAAAGCGCUACCUUUUUUGAUGUUUUUGAUCAAACAGCUUGAAAAAAUAGUUGCAGUAGUGCUAAAAGAAUCAUCUUCAAGAGCGUCGAAACAUCGACGCGAAAGAUACCGUAGCAUUAGGGGCUGAUUUAGGCAAUUGACAUUCCAAGUCUGUAUAGAAAUGACCCUUCAAAGCCAGUAAAAUUCACAAAUUAAGAAAAAAUAAGAUUACUUGAAGUCCCUGACGCGUCAUAACUCGACUGAAAUGAAAAAUUCCGGAAACUUCUUUUUUUUUAUGAAAUCAGAAGGUCCUGAAGUACUCGUUUUUCAAUUUUUAUAUCAAAACUUCACAAAAAAGCUCCUUUUUUUUGAAACAAUUCAUUUUUCAGACGAACACGUCUCUCGAGGAGAUCAUCGACAAACUCCCCGUCUUUGCUCGACCCGAACUCUCGACUUUCGUCCCCUACGACAUCAAUGAACUCACCAGCGAAAUGAUUCUCGAAAAGGAGGUCGAGGAACGUCAUCGCAGGAUACGGUAGGAGGAAAAUGCGCGCCAAUGUGAUAGUCAUUUUUGCAGAUUGUAUACGGCGAUUGCCUUGGGACUCAUUGGAGCCGUCACGAUUGUCGUCGUCGCGUUCUUCGUCAAUUAUGUCAAAAAACAACGGAAAUUGAAGAAAAAGUGGGGGUUUCUAUGUAGAAAAACAUGAGACAUAUAGUGAUCUCUUAAGUGCCUUAAUGUCGUUAUCACUAAAUGCCUAAGAAAUGACUUGGUCUGAGUAAUGAGAGCUUACUUUUCAGUCUUUAGAAGGAUGAUCAAAAAGAUUACGCAUCAAGAAAAUAGACUCGAAGAAUACAUUCGUAAGAAGUUUCACAAAAAACGAGCGAUCAGACUUGUACAACUUUUAAAGAUUUGAUAUUUCAGCCGGAUGUUCGCCAACACGCCGAUGAGGCCGGCUCUCUCCGCCGCGUCGAUUUCCGGCCAUUCAAGUCGAGUAGCCCCGGUGACGCCCAACAGACCGGUGGACCAAACCUCGAAACUCCACACCUCCUACGGACCUCCGCAGUUGUCGUCGACCUUGCUGGAGACGCCUCAUCGGCCUCGUCAGCCCGUCCCGACGCCUCGAAGAACCUAG